Molecule: messenger RNA, 378 nt
Organism: Durusdinium trenchii
Lineage: Eukaryota; Dinophyceae; Suessiales; Symbiodiniaceae
Source: the annotation of a GenBank genome assembly
AUGGCGUCGCGUGCCCUGUUCUCCCUUCUUUUGGCUGCCUGCUGCACUUUCUCUGCAGCUUUUGUGGCGCCAAGCCGCUCCAAUGCCUUGCCCUCGGUGGAACUCCAGACCCCACAGAUGAGGAGCAUCGAGGCAGAGGUGGAGAUGAGCACCUCGUCGUGCCUCUUGGCCGGCCUCAGCCUGGGCUACGCCACAGCCGCCACCUUGGCCUUCAAGCGAAACGCGCGCACCGCCUGCGCCGCAGAGAAGGCAGCGGUGGCCAGGACCCCUGUUGCCUACCCCAUCUUCACCUUCCGAUGGUUGGCCGUCCAUGCCCUCGUGAUCCCCACUGUCUUCUUCUUGGGCGCCAUUAGCUCGAUGCAGUUCAUCCAGCGUUAG